Molecule: messenger RNA, 525 nt
Organism: Pipistrellus nathusii (Nathusius's pipistrelle)
Lineage: Eukaryota; Metazoa; Chordata; Mammalia; Chiroptera; Vespertilionidae
Source: the annotation of a GenBank genome assembly
AUGGGGGCCGCGGUGGUUCGCGCGAUCAAGAACUUCAACCUGGAGAACCGGGCGGCCCGGGAGAUCAGCAAGGCGAAGCCCUCGGCCGCCCCCCGGCACCCCUCCACCCGCAGCCUCCUGCGCGAGCAGAUGAGCGACCAAGCGGAUAUUAAGAGAGAAAUUGUUACAAAGGAUGACAAAUUGCUGUCGUUACUGAGAGAUGUGUACGUUAAUUCCAGAGAUCCCGUGUCUUCUGCGCAGGACAAAGCUGCUAUAACACCUACAGAGCCGAAGGAGUUCAGAUUGCCGAAAGGCAAUCAUUUUGACAUAAAUAUUGAGAACAUUCCCAAAGGCAAAGUUUCCAUUGUAGAGGCUUUGACACUUCUCAGUAAUCAUAAACUUUAUCCAGAUACAUGGACUGCUGAGAAAAUAGCAGAAGAAUACCAUCUAGAACAGAAAGAUGUAAAUUCUGUUCUCAAAUACUUCACUAUUUUUGAAGUCAAAAUCUUCCCUUCUGAAGACAAGAAAGCAAUUCAAUCAAAAUGA